Echinops telfairi (small Madagascar hedgehog) is the source of this 1885-nucleotide messenger RNA. RefSeq names its product putative P2Y purinoceptor 10. The coding region runs from base 21 to 1064 and encodes 347 amino acids. Gene Ontology annotation, biological process: positive regulation of Rho protein signal transduction; phospholipase C-activating G protein-coupled receptor signaling pathway. Gene Ontology annotation, molecular function: G protein-coupled receptor activity. The transcript has a single exon. Gene Ontology annotation, cellular component: membrane. The record is from RefSeq and is a predicted model, not a curated record. NCBI's taxonomy places the organism in Eukaryota, Metazoa, Chordata, Mammalia, Afrosoricida, Tenrecidae.
AAGGAACAUAAAUCAUCAGAAUGGGAAGUAACAGCACAAGCAAUUCAAGAACCAAGUGCACGGAUCUUCAGAUGCCAUUUCAGUACUCACUCUAUGCAACCACCUAUAUUCUCAUAUUCAUCCCUGGUCUCCUGGCUAACAGUGUAGCCUUGUGGGUUCUGUGCCGCUUCAUCAACAAGAAAAAUAAAGCCAUCAUCUUCAUGAUCAAUCUCUCCGUGGCUGACCUUGCUCAUGUGCUCUCCUUACCCCUCCGGAUUUAUUAUUACAUCAGCCACCACUGGCCUUUCCAGAGAGUCCUUUGCCUGCUGUGCUUCUACCUGAAGUAUCUCAACAUGUAUGCCAGCAUCUGUUUCCUGACGUGCAUCAGCCUUCAGAGAUGUUUCUUUCUCCUCAAGCCCUUCAAAGCCAGAAACUGGAAGCGUAGGUAUGAGGCGGGCAUCAGUGUUGUCAUCUGGGUCAUUGUGGGGACCGCCUGUUUGCCACUUCCCAUCCUGAGAAAUCAAGACUUAGCCAACAACACUGAGUCCUGUUUUGCUGAUUUAGGGCUUCAACCCAUUAGCAUGGCUUUCUCCAUAGGCUUGAUAACUGUAGCUGAAAUGGGAGGGUUUGUGUUGCCUGUUGUAAUUAUCACCUAUUGCACAUGGAAAACAAGAAAAUCUUUACAGGAAUUCCAAGUCCCCUCAGAGAAUACUAAAGAGAGAAAAAGGGCUUUGUGGAUGGUCCUGAUGUGUGCAGUCGUGUUCAUUGUAUGUUUCACCCCUUAUCAUAUCAAUUUCCCCUUCUUUAUGAUGGUGAAACAGAAUGUAUUUUCCAAUUGUUCAUUUAUUAAGAGCACUCUAUGUUUCCACAUAAUUUCUCUCUGCCUUGCAAAUCUCAACUGUUGUCUUGAUCCAAUUGUAUAUUAUUUUAUGACUUCAGAAUUUCGUGAUCAAUUUUCAGAACAUGGUGGCUUGGUUCUUCAGUCAUGUGUGAGAUGUAAGGACAGUAAUUUGGCAAUUCGUCAGAGGAAGGAAGACCUUCAAACUAUCUCUCUUGAAUGUUUGGAUGAUUCCAAGGCAAUGUAAUCAAUUAAUUAGCUAUAAUAAACCGUGUAUUCUAUAAGGCUCAGAAUGUUUGGAUGAUUCCAAGACAAUGUAAUCGAUUAAUUAGCUAUAAUAAACCAUAUAUUCUAUAAGGCUCACUAUAAUAUACACUGAAAGUAUUUUUUUAAACAGCAUCGAUAUGUGCCUUAAACACUGAUCCCUUCCUUCCAACCUCAAAAUUAUCUUUUUGGAAGAAAUAGUCAUGCCUGUAUUUUCUCCCCAAAUGGAAACAUAAAGCUCUAUGGAGUAUGUGAACAAAUGUCUUCCUUUAUAGAAGGUGACUGGCAAUAGAAUGAAUUGUCAACCAGUCCCUCAGUAAUCAAUCUACCCUUUUCAUAGUCUCCUGAGCACAGCGAAAUGGAAGUUGGUAACAAUUGAAUAUAGGUGUAUUGUUAAAGCAUUUCAAAGCAUAUAGGGGAUAAUAUGAUUCUGGCUUUAUUUAGAAAAUCUACACCAAUUGUGCAAAGUCUAUUCAAGAGUAACCCCUUUACAGAUACUAGUGUGAGCUAAUGGAACUAAUACCCUUAUAAAUUAGAAUAUGUAUAUGGUUCUACUUUUACACCCAUGGGAAUACAGGCAAUUUCUAUUCACCCAAAAUAUCUCCAAUGUAUCAUGAUGUUUAUGCACUACACACACAUGCGCGCACAUACGCAAACACAUAAACACACAUCUCAAAGACAGAACAUAAUAUUUGAACCCAAUUCACAACCUUAAGAGUCACAGGAUUGCAGUGAAGAUUCUUUGCUUGGAUUUUAUGAGUGCAUGUUAUGGGAUAAUGGUUUUCAUAUAUUGGCACUGAUUCA